AUGAUCUCCACCAUCAGCGGAGGUCCUACCCUGGCUGGCACCUCCAACAACUCCAUCAAACAUUAUGUCCGCUCCACCUAUGCGCACCAGGUCUUCAGCACCGAGCAGGGACGAUUGCCAAAGACCCACAGGACUGGCUGGGCCCCCAUUACCUUCUGCGAGGAGGAGGAGCGUGGUGUUAUCCUCCCCCAUGACGAUCCACUCAUUAUCCGGGCUGACAUUUCUAACUUCGACGUUGGGCGUAUCCUGGUGGACACUGGUAGCUCGGUCAGUGUGAUGUUCGCCGAGUGCUUCAAUGAACUCCAGGUCCCGCCUCACCUACUCGACCGAAGCAUCACACCCCUUGUGAGCUUCUCAGGCACGGUGCGCGGCGACCAACUCGGAGCCCGAAGCUGCUAUGCUUCAGCCGUCAAAUCCACCAAUCGCCAACAUAGGAGUGAAGCCCUAGCAGUAACCCAGGCUCCCGCCCCUCCUCAAGCUGGCACAGACCCACCUGAAGACCCUAGGGAGGAGUCCAUCGCACCACAGGCCGAACCUAUGGAGGACCUGGAGCUGGUUACCCUCCAUGACGAUAUCCCGGAUCGACAAGUCCGGAUCGGCACCUCCAUCUCACCAGAGCUUCGCUCUGACCUGGUCGCCUUCCUCCGCCUCAACUCCGAAGUCUUCGCUUGGUCCUACAAUGACAUGCCUGGCAUAUCACCAGACAUCAUAUCUCAUAGGCUUAGCGUCAAUCCUGCCGUCCGACCAGUCCGACAGAAGUGUCGAGCCUAUGAUCCCGAGCGCUAUGAGGCCAUGAAGGCGGAGGUGGAUCGAUUGAGUAGUAUCCGAUUCAUCAGGGAGGUUGACUAUCCCACAUGGCUGGCCAAUGUCGUGAUGGUCCGCAAGCCAAGAAAGGGUUGGCGCAUGUGUGUCGACUACACCAACCUUAAUCGGGCAUGCCCAAAGGACAGCUUCCUGCUACCCCGCAUUGACCAGCUAGUCGACGCCACAGCCGGCCACGCCCUCCUUAGCUUCAUGGAUGCUUAUUCAGGUUACAACCAGAUCUUCAUGCACCCCGAAGAUCAGGCCCACACCUCUUUCAUUACGGACCGCGGCCUCUACUGCUAUAAGGUGAUGCCCUUCGGCCUCAAAAACGCCGGGGCUACUUAUCAGCGUCUGGUGAAUCAGCUCUUUGCCCCCCUGAUUGGCAAUACCAUGGAGGUCUAUGUCGAUGACAUGCUAGUCAAGAGUCGCACGGCUGACCAGCACAUCCCCAACCUCUCUACCAUGUUCACCAUCCUGAAGCAAUACAAAAUGAGGCUUAACCCCACCAAAUGUGCAUUCGGGGUGGCUUCCGGAAAAUUCCUUGGCUUCAUGAUCAGCCAGAGGGGCAUUGAGGCCAAUCCAGAAAAGAUCCAGGCCAUCUUAGAUAUGACAAUACCUAAGACGGUCAAGGAUAUCCAAAGCCUUACAGGGCGUGUCGCAGCCCUGACCAGAUUUAUCUCCAAAGCCACUGGCUUCAUGAUCAGCCCUGACCAGACAAUCAAGGCCCUUAAAGGCACCAAAAGAAACAUCACCUGGACUGCUGAAUGCGACACGGCUUUCAGCGAGCUCAAAGAGUAUAUGGGCCGGGCCCCUUUAUUGUCAACCCCUGAGCACGGAGACAUCCUCGUGAUUUAUCUCUCCAUCUCAGCUUCGGCUGUUAGCUCUGUGCUCAUCCGAUCAAAAGAUCACGCGGAGCACCCAGUGCAUUAUGUUAGUAAAGCAUUGCAAGAUGCCGAAGUUCGUUACCCGGACAUCGAAAAAUUGGCAUUCGCCCUGGUCGUCUCGGCAAGACGCCUCCGACCAUAUUUCCAAGCUCACACCAUCCAUGUCUUAACCAACCAACCGCUCCGACAGGUGUUGCAGAACCCAGAAACCUCUGGGAGGCUGGUCAAAUGGGCCAUUGAACUGGGCGAGUUUGAUAUUCACUACAAACCCCGCCCGGCUAUGAGGGGCCAGGCCGUUGCUGACUUCCUAUCCGAAUUCACGGAUCCCCAAGCUUCCGCAGCUACCCAGCUCAUAACCGAACCCAACCCCCCUCCCAGCCAGGACCAAACCCCACCGAAGGGCUGUGGGGCCGGCCUCGUUCUCAUCUCCCCAGACAAGGUUGCCCUCGAGUACGCCCUUCGCUUCAAAUUCCAAGCCUCCAACAAUGAGGCCGAAUAUGAAGCACUCUUAGCUGGUCUUCGAUUAGCCAAAGAGAUGGACGCCAGGCAAAUUCAGAUAUUCAGCGAUUCACAACUUGUGGUCCACCAGGUCAACCAGGACUUCACGGCUAAGGAUGCCUCUAUGACGGCCUACCUCCAGCACGCUCGGCACUUGCUGGCAAACUUCCAAGCCCACUCUAUCAGGCAGGUGCCGCGCUCCGAGAAUAGCCAUGCGGAUGCACUAGCCAGGUUGGCAUCAGCCUUGGAGCAAGGACUGGGCCGCCACAUCCACAUCGAGUUUUUGGCCCAGCCCAGCACACAAGCCCCACUCAUCUGCACUAUUGAUCACAGCCCUACAUGGAUGGACCCCAUCCUCCAAUUCUUACAAAACCAAACACUACCGGCUAAUCCGGCAGAAGCACGACGCGUUCGCCAUCGCUCUGCCCGUUACCUGAUCAUUAACGGCUCCUUAUACAAGCGGGGUUUCAGCCUUCCUUACCUCCGAUGCGUGACUCCAGAGGAGGGUCACUAUGUCCUCCGAGAAAUCCAUGAAGGCAUCUGCGGCAACCACUCGGGCGCACGCUCGUUAGCUCAUAAGGCAAUCCGCCAAGGAUACUUCUGGCCUUCACUCCACACUGACGCCCAGGCCUUCACCCAAAAAUGCGACAAAUGUCAGAGAUUCGCCAACAUUCCACAACUCCCGGCAGAACCACUGACGGCCAUGGUCAGUCCUUGGCCAUUUGCCCAAUGGGGACUGGAUCUCAUCGGACCGAUGCCAGAGGGCAAGGGCCAAGUCAAGUAUGCUGUUGUGGCCGUAGACUACUUCACCAAGUGGGCUGAGGCCGAGGCCUUGGCCACCAUCACUGCGGCUCGCAUCGAAUCCUUUGUGUGGCAAAACAUUGUAUGUCGCUUCGGCAUCCCCAACUCCAUCGUCACCGACAAUGGCCGGCAAUUUGACAACGCCAAAUUCAAACAAUUUUGUUCCAACCUCAAGAUUCAACUACUCCCAGAAGUACUCUGGUCCUACCGCACCACCUUCCGCACAUCCACGGGUGAAACGCCGUUCUCCCUAUCAUUUGGAACCGAGGUCGUGGCUCCGGUAGAGAUUGGCCAGCCCACAUACCGAACCUCCACUUACGAUGCCACGGCCAAUGACGAGCAGUUGGCCCUCAACCUCGACUUCAUUGACAAACUCCGGGACCAAUCGAGCAUGCGCAAUGCCGCGUACAAGCAACGCAUCGCCAAAUACUAUGACUCCCGAGUCAAGCCCCGUGCUUUCAAAAUGGGGGACUGGGUCAUGCGCAAGGUUUCCUUGGCUACCAAAAAUCCCAACGAAGGUACCCUCGGCCCUACAUGGGAAGGUCCUUACGAGAUUAUAAAAAUCUGCCGCCCCGGCACUUAUCAGCUUCGUGAUUCCACAGGCAAGACGCUGCCUCACCCGUGGAAUGCUGACCACCUCAAGUACUAUUACAAGUAA
Messenger RNA from Prunus persica (peach), 3645 nucleotides. RefSeq lists its product as uncharacterized. Gene Ontology annotation, biological process: DNA integration. The record is from RefSeq and is a predicted model, not a curated record. Lineage: Eukaryota; Viridiplantae; Streptophyta; Magnoliopsida; Rosales; Rosaceae. The coding region runs from base 1 to 3645 and encodes 1214 amino acids. Gene Ontology annotation, molecular function: nucleic acid binding; RNA-DNA hybrid ribonuclease activity. The transcript is spliced from 4 exons.